This is a messenger RNA of Rhincodon typus (whale shark), 2363 nucleotides long. RefSeq names its product epidermal growth factor (gene egf). The annotation marks the transcript as partial. The record is from RefSeq and is a predicted model, not a curated record. The transcript has 17 exons. Lineage: Eukaryota; Metazoa; Chordata; Chondrichthyes; Orectolobiformes; Rhincodontidae. Gene Ontology annotation, molecular function: calcium ion binding.
UCUGCAGAAAGGAGCAAUGGAAACAUCUGCAAAAAAGACCCAGAAGAUCGCUGUGAGUGUAAAGAUGGCUUUGUUCUGAGUGAUGAUCAGAAUUCCUGUGAAGAUGUCAAUGAAUGUGCCUUUUGGAACCAUGGCUGCACUCUAGGCUGUGAGAACUUUCCAGGCUCUUAUCGCUGCUACUGCCCAGAAGGCUUUGUACUGCUGCCUGAUAUGAAAACUUGUCAUGAUCCUAUUCCUUGUUUGGAAAAUUACACCGAAUGUAGCCAUGAUUGCAUCCAGACAUCCAAAGGACCAAUCUGUGUCUGUCCACCAGGAUCUAUUUUAGGAUCUGAUGGAAAAACAUGUUCAGGUUGCACUGCGCCAGAUAAUGGUGGCUGUGGCCAGAUCUGUGUACUGCAGAAUCCAGUAUCUUGGAAAUGUGAAUGUCUGCCUGGUUAUCAGCUACAACUUGAUGGGCAGCACUGCGCUGCCUCAGGUCCCAGACCAUUUUUAUUAUUUGCAAAUAGCCAGGACAUAAGGCGCAUAAACUUUGAUGGAACAGAUUACCAUAUUGUGCUGGAAAGACAAAUGGGCAGAGUCUUUGCGCUUGAUUAUGACCCUGUGCAAAAUAAGAUUUAUUUUGCUCACACAGGCCUGAAGUGGAUUGAAAGAGCUAAUCUGGAUGGUUCUGAGCGUGAGGAACUUAUUAGCAAUGAUCUGGAUUUACCUGAAGGACUAGCUGUGGACUGGAUUAACCGCAAAUUAUACUGGACUGACAGAGGGUUAUCACACAUUGAGAGGAGUGAACUCAAUGGCAUGCAUAGAGAAGUGAUCAUCAAUGAAGGUAUCGAUACGCCAAGAGGAAUUAUUGUUCAUCCAUUGGCAAAGAGACUAUUCUGGACUGACUGGGGAGAUAAACCUAGAAUAGAAACCUCUUCUCUGGAAGGUGACGGUCGUUUGGUGAUAGUUAGCACUAACCUCAUGUGGCCCAGUGGAAUAGCCAUAGACUACCUAACAGACAAGCUGUACUGGUGCGAUACUAAACAAUCUGUCAUUGAGAUGUCAGAUCUAGAUGGAUCCAACCGUCGGAUACUUGCACAGAACGAAGUAGGACGUCCCUUUGGUGUGGCAGUAUUUGAAGAUCAUGUUUGGUUUACAGACUGGAGCAAACCUUCCCUUAUGAGAGUGGAUAAGUCGACGGGUCACAAUAGAGUGCGACUCCGAGGUGGAAUGAUCCGACCUUCAUCUUUAGCUGUAGUUCAUCCAAUAGCCAAACCAGCUUCCAGAAAAACAUCAUCCCACGAGGUAAAUGUGUUAAUAGCCACAACAUUACAAAAGGAGGAAGUGUCACCCACACAACCGAGUUCCUCCGUUACCAAUUUCAAUGAGGACGAGAUUACAGCUGAGCUCCAGCCAAGAUCCACGCUUGUGGCGGAGAUAAUGGUAUCAGAUCAAGAUGACUGUGGAAUGCUGGAAUGUGAUCUCAAUGCUCAAUGUUUUGCCCCAGAAGGAAUUGGUAGAUGCCAGUGUUUGGAAGGAUUUACUGGCAAUGGCACAAUCUGCAGUGAUAUUGAUGAAUGUGCCACUGAUGCUUCCCUUUGCAGCAGACACCUAGCAGAUUGUAUUAACACAGAGGGCGGCUACGUCUGCAAAUGCCAUCCUGGCUAUAGUGGUGACGGGCUCCUCUGUUAUGGUGUGAUCGGCUCAGCCUUGCCUACUGAUGACUCGAUGGAGAUAACUGUCAGGAGCACUACUUUUGAAACUCCGACACACAAGCAAAAUAAUCACAUUGCGACUUGCCCGCUCUCGCAUCAGGACUUCUGUCUGAAUGGAGGGGUUUGUUUCCAUAUCCCUGAGAUAACAAUGUUUGCAUGCAACUGUCUGAAAGGCUACAUGGGGGAACGAUGUGAAUACAGCGACUUACAAUGGUGGGAGCUGCAUCGUGUUGAGGAAGAGAAGAGACGUAAUGUGCUUAUAGCUAUAUGCGUGGUAGUGUUAAUCUGUCUGCUGUCUGUGGGAGCUUGUGUUACACACUGCUACAGGCACCAGAAACACUUGAAGAAGAGCCAAUACUCUGAAGAAAUCAGUGACACCAGCAGCAGCAGCAUUAACAAUGUAACUGACACAUCGACAAACAAUGAGCAGCAGUUUUACACUGUGGUGGAAACUAAUUGGAAGAUUGGAGAAGCGCGUACAAUCCGUAUUAUCAGAACACAAAACCAUACCCAGGCCACAGCAUCAGUUUACCUGGACACUGUUUUAAAAUAAUUGGGAGUUCUGUAACAUGUAUCCACUGCAUUGUGCAAUGAGGUUACUGGAUGUCAGUUAAAAGAGCAACUAAUGUACAAUCACGAGACAGUCCACAGCCCCGCAUAGGAGCGCUC